CCUUUCGCGCUACCCCAGAUUCGCUAAAACCCUUUCCCAUGACUUCUCUUCCCAAAUCUUCGCCUCUCAGACGCAGGAGAUGGCUGUGCGAGGGGCGGAGGCUGACGCCAUGGGACUGCUGCUCAAGGACCGGAUUGUGUUCCUAGGGAGCGACAUUGAUGAUUUCGUGGCUGAUUGAAUUAUCAGUCAGUUGAUGCUGCUGGAUGCGAAGGACCCGAAGAAAGACAUCAGGCUCUUCAUUAAUUCUUCAGGUGGUUCUUUGAGUGCUACAUUGGCAAUCUAUGAUGUGGUACAGCUUGUAAGGGCUGAUGUUUCCACAGUGGCACUUGGAAUCGUGGCAUCAACCGCUUCAAUAGUCCUUGGUGGUGGUACCAAAGGCAAGCGUCUUGCUAUGCCCAAUGCAAGGAUAAUGAUGCAUCGACCACGUGGAGGUGCUGGUGGAGAAGCAAUUGAUGUAGAAAUUCUGGCAAGAGAGCUUCAGAAUAACAAGAAAAAUGUCACAAGAUUAAUCUCAGAGUUCACUGGCCGCCCAUUUGAAGAAGUUGAGAAAGAUAUUGACAGAGACCGUUAUAUGUCCCCAAUUGAAGCUGUUGAGUAUGGAAUAAUCGAUGGAGUUAUCGAUAGAGAUAACAUUAUUCCAUUAGCCCCUCUGCCUGAAAAGGUGAAUUCAACACUCGCUGAUCAAUUUCGGGAAAACCCAAGCAAAUUCAUGACACCAGAUAUUCCUGACGAUAAGAUAUACUAAUCCCACCAC
Molecule: messenger RNA, 754 nt
Organism: Rubroshorea leprosula
Lineage: Eukaryota; Viridiplantae; Streptophyta; Magnoliopsida; Malvales; Dipterocarpaceae
Source: the annotation of a GenBank genome assembly